Thlaspi arvense is the source of this 1542-nucleotide messenger RNA. The record is from the annotation of a GenBank genome assembly. Lineage: Eukaryota; Viridiplantae; Streptophyta; Magnoliopsida; Brassicales; Brassicaceae.
AUGUUGCAAAACAGCAUAACAGUUCUUGUUAAUAUCUCUUACUUUGUAUUGUAUGACAGUGACACGACUGAUUAUGAAUUCAUCAACUCAAUGGUCCUCGGGAUUCAGAGACUCCUGGAUCAUAUGGCCGUGAGAGGAAACCCAGCGAAUCGUCAAGGAGGUUCCAUGGUCCCUGCAAGGCCACUAGAAAGAGAAGUUAAUCGUCAAGGAAGUUCUAUGAAAAUCAUUUCUGCCUCCUCCGUUUAUACCAUGGUUCCUGCAAGACAACUAGUAAUCACUCAUUCCGAGAAUAGUCAAAAAUGGGCUUGGAGUUUUAUCAACGAAGCGCCAAACUAUACGACCCUUGAAGUUGCGACGAUGAUUAAAAUUCACUGGCUAAAAAUAUUCGGGAAAAUUGAGACGAGGAAUCUAACACCAGGAACAGAGUAUGAGGCGGUCUUUCUAGUGAAGCUAGAAGAUAAUUCUAUUGGAUGGGAGCAACCAGUGACUCUGAAGCUAAAAGUUGAAGAACACGAUGGUAACGACUAUCGGGUGGAUCGGAAUGAGAAUUUGAAGGAUUACGUAGGCCACAACUGGGUGGAUAUUCUAGCCGGAGUUUUCGUGGUGCCGCCGAGUAACACACCGGCAAAGAUCACUUUCACCAUGUUCCAGUACGUGACCGAUGAUCGGAAAAGGGGUCUCGUUGUCAAAGAUAAUACUCGCUUUGAACGGAGGAUAGUGAUAGAGUUAAAAGACAUAUUCAAACUUCGAAGACAAGCUGUUGUCUGUAUUAGUAAACUAAAUGUUGACAACUUACACAUUAUCAUCACUCCUAGGUUUCAAGGGCCUCAAGUGUUCAUCAACUUUCGGGGAGCUGAGCUGCGCAACAGCUUCGUGGCAUUUCUCGAGCCUAUCUUGAGAGAUGCGAAUAUAAACGCCUGGCCUUAUCAGAAAAAAAGGGUAGCCAGGCUGUUUCUUGUUGAACAAGGAACCACUGACAGGAACGAAAGGGAGUUCAUAAACUCAAUUGUUUUCGAGAUUCAGAGAUUGAUGUCGCAGAUCGCCGUGAGGAGAAACCCAAAAGUAGAAUCGAAUGGCCAAGGAGGAUUUUUGGUCCCUGCAAAAAGACUUGAGAUUACUCACUUUGAUAAUCCUGAAAAAUGGUCCUGGAACAUUGAAAUUGCAACGAUGAUUAACAUUCACACAUUAAUUCAAAUAAACGGAGAUUUUCACACGAGAAAAUUGACACCAGGGAGAAAGUACGAGGUGGUGUUUCUUUUGAGCCUAGAUGAUAGCGCUUUGGGAUGGAAGAAGGACGUAACCCUAACCCUGAAGGUGGUCAUGAGCGGUACAACUAUAACUAGAAGCGAGGAUGAGUGCCAAAAGGCAUUGUGCUUAGAUGAGUACAUAGGAGAAGACUGGGUGGAGAUUCCUGUCGGAAAUUUUGAGGCGCCGCCGACGAAACACAACGCAAAGAUCUUUUUCUCGAUGCGUCAGUAUGUGGACUCUGACCCGAAGAGUGGGCUCGUGGUCAAAGGUGUUGCAGUUCGUCCCGUGGAGUGA